Molecule: messenger RNA, 3380 nt
Organism: Ictalurus furcatus (blue catfish)
Lineage: Eukaryota; Metazoa; Chordata; Actinopteri; Siluriformes; Ictaluridae
Product: coiled-coil domain-containing protein 136-like
Exons: 10
Coding region: 325-1536 (403 amino acids)
Biological process (GO): acrosome assembly; single fertilization
Cellular component (GO): acrosomal membrane
Source: RefSeq, a predicted model, not a curated record
AAGGUCAUUUAACUGUAGUUUUGUGGAUUCAUCUGCAGUUUAUAACAAUCUUUAUGUAAAGAGGAACUGUCUUUGAUGUGAGUGUGAUGAAUCACCAUGCACAUGAACAUUGCUAAACUUCACGCUGUACACUUCAUAACAUCAGCUCAAAACCAAAAGAAGCAAACAUUGGAAGGCCAAUAUAUUAUGCCUGAUCAACUACAGUACAUUUGGUGUACACUUUAUUCUUAGUGGAUGGGAGGGAUGGUAUGAUUCCAGCCCCAGUCAAUCAGAGGGACGCUAGCCAGUCAUGGGAAUCUGUGAGCUCUUGUUUGAGGAGGAAAGAUGGUGCUUUGCUGCCUGACGGGUAGGAAGAAAUUGUGGCUGGAAAUUGACAAAAGACCAAACUGGAAGGAAUUGAGGACUCCGUCCCUCUCCUCAGUGAAAACCAUGGAUGGAUUGCGUCUGCCACCACUUAUAGAGGAAGUACUGGACUCCACAGAGGUUAGCAGUGAUCUGAAAACAGGUGAGGACACGAUGGACGACCAGACAACGGAGAAGGAGCGUGAGAAAGCGGAGAUGGAGGGAGGAGAGAAGGAAAAGGAGGAGAAGGAGGAGAAGAGUGAGGAGGAGGAGCUAGAGGACCUGAGAGCUCAGAUACUGCACCUCCUGCUGGAACUGGAGGAGUCGCGAGACACCUCACAGAAACAUGAGGAGAACAGCACGGAGCUGCAGGGUCUUCUGGAGGAGGAACGCUUAGCGAGCGCGCACCAGGCCGAGGCCUUCACCCGCCAAAUCCAGUGUCUACAGGCCCAGCUGUGUUCAGUCCAGCAGGAGAUGGAGGGAGCAGAGCAGCAGAAGUUGGAGCUGCAGGAGGAGGUGCUGACGCUCCAGCAGGCAGUGGAGGAGUACGAGCUCGAGACCGUCACACUAAGAGCCGAGAUCGCAAUGAAGAGUCAGAGGAGAGAUGAAGACAGGAGGAGAGAGGGUGAUGUGGAACAGCUGAAGAAGGAGUUUGCCAUUCUGAAGUCAGAGUGUGAGACCCUGAAGAAGGUCAACAGUAAACUGGGAGAGAGACUACAGGUGCUGCAGAGGACAAGUUCAAGUGGUGUGGAAGUUGAAGAAAAGGAGGAUGGAGGGAUUCAGACGAAUAUAAUUGGGGGAUCAGGUUCCACCUGCAGACUGGUGGACGUUUGUAUUCAGAAGAAUAUUUCCUUUGAUGGAAAGCCACUCACACCCACCAGUUUGAGCUCAGGGUUCUCAGACACUCUCUCCUUGAGAGAGCAGCUCAAACAAGCUGAGGAGAGAGCAGAACAACUGCAGAGGCAGUGUGAUGGUGUGCGGACUGAGCUGAGGGAGCUACAGAACCUGUUUGAGACCAGUCAGAAGGAGCGGGAUGAGCUGGAGCUGGAGCUUCUGCGCUGUAGGGAGGAGCUAGAGAAACUCACAGAGGAGAGACAGUUCUGCACUGAGUCUGCUGUUCUUUCACUGCCUUUCUUAGGAAUGAUCGUCAUCAUGGCAGUUCUGUGGUGCUGGUGGUCUGAGCUCGCAUCCUGAACAGCAGCAGGGAGUUAAAAUGGAGUCUGUGGAUGUGAGAGCGGUAACGGUAGAGGUGUCGAUCUCUUUAUAUUUGUUUCAUUUUGGACCUUUUGACCCACAGACAGCUGAUCAUUUGACCUUUUGACCUUCUCCACGACAACAGGGCCGUUUGGGCUUUGGGCUCUUUGACUCUUUAUCGAUCAAAAGAACAAAAUGUGAUUAUUAUUAUUAUUAUUAUUAUUAUUAUUAUUAUUAUUAUUAUUGCAACUUUCUUUAAACAUUUUGUACAAAAGUUCUUUACUAACAGAUUUAUAUAUGGCUUGGAUUCUAAUUUAUUAUAUCAGCUGUAUGUUUUGUGAAGACGUUAAUUUAUUCAGCUAUUUAUCUUAAGUAUUGUUGUGUUGUAUAAAUCGAUCUGUUAUAUAGUGUAAUGUGUUUUUAAGUUGUUUAGUUUAGCAUUAGCAAAAAACCCCAAAACAACAACAACAACAACAACAACAGGAGCCAGAGGUAAAAUCAUCAACACUAGCGUUCCUGUAUAGUUUUUUAUUAGAACAUCGUCAUUUUUAGGCUUCAUCUCAAACACUAGCACGCACAGACUCGGGUCUAACAUUGAAUGGAGUAUUUAUACAGGAGUGUGUUUUACCCAUAAUGCACAAGAAGUGGCCAGCACUCACAAGCAGGAAGUAAGAAACAGGAAGUAAACACGAAGCCUCAGUAAUGAUGUGCCCAUGAACACAGAAGCAGCUUCUAAAGACGUCAGAAAGAGAAAUACUGUCGUCAUGUAGUUCUGUAAAAAACAAACAAAAAAUGGAUCUUUAAACAUCAGUGUGUGUGUGUAUGUGUGUGUGUGUGUGUGUGUGUGUGUGUGUGUGUUUAUUACUGAUUACUGAUUUAUUUUCCUCUAACAGUUUAAUUCCUUUUAAACCACAUCACGUCACCAACAAUUUAAAUAAAUAAUCUGUAAUAAAACAGGGGUCAAAACUUUUGAGUGGCAGUGUGCAGUAUAUUCAACAAAAUAUGUAAAUAGAAAAAAAGGUACUAUAAUGCACUAUAAAUAAAAAUAAUAGUUUUAUAUAUAUUUUAAUCAGUAUUAUUGAUAUGGUUGCUAGAUUUGCACAUUAUAAGCAUUAAAUAUUAUUUAAAACACCAGGUUAUGAAAUACUCGUGGCUUUGAAGUUGUUCAGGUACGGAAAGUUUGACAAAUCGUGAUUUAAAAAAAUAAAUAAAAUAAAAAACAGAGAUUUAAAUUGGGCUGGUGAUAAAUUCCCAGGAUUUAAUGUCAUAAUAAAAGAGAGCAUUAAAGUGAAGUGGAUGUGAUGAUCACGUUAAAGAGGUGAAAUCAUUUACACGUCUUAUAAACCUCAGUAAGAAUCAUCAUCUCUGGCAGGAUAGAUAAACAUUAACUAUGUGAUUAUUUCUUAUUUAUUCAUCACAUUAUUUUUUCCCUCUUUAAAUAAAUAAACUUGUGGGAAUGAUGGAUUUGGCUGUGAGGUUUGGAGACUUUCUGCCUCUUUCUGCUCCUUUAUAACAGAGACUAAAACUCAGAUUCUUUUUUUUUGCUUAUCUUUUGUGAAGUAUUGUUUAUGAUUUACAUUUUAUAUUGUAAGAAUGUUUAUUUAGAGUGCAUUACUCUCAGUGGAAUAUCUUACAUGGUAAUAAAUAUCGUUUCUAACAUUGUUAAUAUUGAUAGAUUUGUAUAUGAGAGUGUUUUAGCUGAAGCAGUUGCGUUCGGUCGGAGCUGUACGGUGAUUUUGUGGAUUUUUGUGCGUUGUGUAGGUUGUAGUUGAAAAUAACACAAAACAAAUCCAUCAGAAGAGUCAAAGAAAAGUAAAAUAAAGCAAUAUUCUACUUUACACCAA